Messenger RNA from Erinaceus europaeus (western European hedgehog), 1955 nucleotides. It is a transcript of the gene C16H15orf62, whose product is annotated as chromosome 16 C15orf62 homolog. The transcript has a single exon. The record is from RefSeq and is a predicted model, not a curated record. The coding region runs from base 1 to 531 and encodes 176 amino acids. Lineage: Eukaryota; Metazoa; Chordata; Mammalia; Eulipotyphla; Erinaceidae.
AUGGAGACCUGGCGGAAAGGCUCCUUCCGCAAUGCCUCCUUCUUUAAGCGGCUGAGCCUGGGUCGACCCCGUAGGCUCCGGCGACAGGGCAGCGUGCUCAGCCAGGCCAGCACAGCUGGAGGGGACCAUGAGGAGUACAGCAACCGUGAGGUCAUCCGAGAGCUGCAAGGAAGGCCUGAUGGCCGGCGCCUACCACUGUGGGGGGACGAACAGCCCCGGGCCACCCUGCUGGCACCUCCGAAGCCCCCACGCCUCUACCGGGAGAGCUGUAGCUGCCCCAACAUCCUGGAGCCCCCGGUCGCCUACACCUCUGCCUAUUCGGCGACCCUACCUUCUGCCAUCUCCCUAGCCAGCACGCUGCACCACUGCUCGCAGGAGGACCUCCUGGAGCCCCCACCGCCCUUCCAGAGGACCCCUGCUCCUGACCUCGGCGACCCCUUUUUCUCCUUCAAGGUGGACCUGGGAAUCUCACUGCUUGAGGAGGUGCUGCAGGUGCUGAGGGAACAGUUCCCCACUGAGCCCCGCUUCUGAUGGGGUAAGGGCAGGACGGCCUGGGGUCCAGGGAGGAAGGUACUGGCAGGGAGUGUCAGGGAGGAGUCGAGGGCCCUGAGCUGCCCUCCAAGUCGAUCCAGAGUAGGAGGGACUCCAUGGAUGGCAGGAGAGGUUGUAAGGGGUGCCUGCUGGCGGCCCCCUGCCCCAGUCCCCUCUGAAGCCAUAGUCACAGGAUAAGUUAAAGAUCUGUGGCCAACUCAGGCUACAGAGGAAAUGGGGAGGCUUGAAGGGAAAAAGAUGAUAAGAGCUUGACCUUGUCACUAGGUCCCCAAGAUUGGUAGCCAUGAGCUAUGUGUGGGUCUUUAAAUAAUUAAAUAGAAUUAAAAAUUCACUUCUCCCCCCCAUUUUUGUUGCCCUUGUUAUUAUUAUUGUUAUUACUGCCGUUGUUGGAUAGGACAGAGAGAAAUGGGGAGAGGAGGGGAAGACAGAGAGGGGGAGAGAAAGAUACCUGCAGACCUCCUUCACUGCCUAUGAAGUGACUGCCCUGCAGGUGGGGAGCCAGGGGCUUGAACCAGUAUCCUUACGCCAGUCCUUGCACUUUGCAUCAUAUGUGCUUAACCUGCUGCGCUACCACCCGACUCCCAAAAAUUGACUUCUUAAAACACAAAAAAUUUGGUCGUCGGCCAUAGCAACUGAAUUGCAGGAGUUUGGUGGCCACUUGUGACUGAGGCUACCACACCGGACUGAGUAAGUUUAACUGCUGAAAGUUCUGUCUGCUGGUGCUGAGACUAUGGCUUGGAGCCAUUCAUGGCCCUGGGCUGGGGAAGUGGGGAGUAUGCUGGGCCUGUGAAGAGAGGGAGAACUGACUGACAGGUGGAAGAAGAGGUAGCAGAGAGCCAAACUCAGGACAAAGCAAAUAUACCAUGAGCAGAAACGGAGCAUAAGAGAUUCAUCUGCCUGCAUAGCCACCUGCAGCAACCCCUGGUGCUCUCAAGAUGCCAGUCAAAGGCCAAAGAUAGCUUACUAGGGGCUUCAUUAGCCACAGGAGCAGUGGGCAGGUCCCUUCCCUCUUGUCCAGCAGCAGAAGAGGGAUGGGGGUCACACAGUGGACAUGGACUCUGUGAAGAGGCAUGGCUGGUUGCCAGAAUCCUCCUCCAGGACCAGGAGCUCCACCCUGUCCCAAUCCUCUGAUGACAGGGCUGCCAACCAGAGCCAAGCCCAUUGGGUCAAGGCCUCAAGCUGUGCUACCAUCUCCACCCUGUAACCUGGCCAGACCUGAUGUAGGAACCCGAGUUGAGUUGGCAGGGCCACUGGGCUGUGAUAUCCUGGUCCUUUCCAAGUGGGGCAGAGGGGCAGAGGGGAGCUUCCACAACUCACACAUGUGGCCCCACACCGCUCCCCUUGUGUGGGUGUGCCAGGCUGCGCUGUGGGUACAGGAGAUAAUAAAGUUCUUCAUAACCCAG